Messenger RNA from Onychomys torridus (southern grasshopper mouse), 2903 nucleotides. RefSeq names its product dual specificity tyrosine phosphorylation regulated kinase 1A (gene Dyrk1a). Gene Ontology annotation, molecular function: transcription coactivator activity; ATP binding; protein serine/threonine/tyrosine kinase activity. The record is from RefSeq and is a predicted model, not a curated record. Bases 186 to 2477 code for a protein of 763 amino acids. Gene Ontology annotation, cellular component: nucleus. Gene Ontology annotation, biological process: peptidyl-threonine phosphorylation; positive regulation of DNA-templated transcription; protein autophosphorylation. The transcript has 12 exons. Lineage: Eukaryota; Metazoa; Chordata; Mammalia; Rodentia; Cricetidae.
AGGCGGCCGGGGCGGCGCUGGCUGCGGAGGCCGCGGCGGGAGCGCGGCGCGGGAGCUCGAGGCUGAGACUCACCGGAGGGAGCGGCGCAAGCGCCCCGCCAUCGUCCCGUGUUAUAAUUUUGCCGCUGGACUCUUCCCUCCCUUCCCCCACCCCAUCAGGAUGAUAUGAGACUUGAAAGAAGACGAUGCAUACAGGAGGAGAGACUUCAGCAUGCAAACCUUCAUCUGUUCGGCUUGCACCGUCAUUUUCAUUCCAUGCUGCUGGCCUUCAGAUGGCUGGACAGAUGCCCCAUUCACACCAGUACAGUGACCGUCGCCAGCCAAAUUUAAGUGACCAGCAGGUUUCUGCCUUAUCAUAUUCUGACCAGAUUCAGCAACCUCUAACUAACCAGGUGAUGCCUGACAUUGUCAUGUUACAGAGGCGGAUGCCCCAAACCUUUCGCGAUCCAGCAACUGCUCCUUUGAGAAAACUUUCUGUCGACUUGAUCAAAACAUAUAAGCAUAUUAAUGAGGUUUACUAUGCAAAAAAGAAGCGAAGACACCAACAAGGCCAGGGAGACGAUUCCAGUCACAAGAAGGAGCGGAAGGUUUACAACGAUGGUUAUGAUGAUGAUAACUAUGAUUAUAUUGUAAAAAACGGAGAAAAAUGGAUGGAUCGUUAUGAAAUUGACUCCUUGAUAGGCAAAGGUUCAUUUGGACAGGUCGUAAAAGCCUAUGAUCGAGUGGAACAAGAAUGGGUUGCCAUUAAAAUAAUAAAGAACAAGAAAGCGUUUCUGAAUCAAGCCCAGAUAGAAGUGCGGCUGCUUGAGCUCAUGAACAAACAUGACACUGAAAUGAAGUACUACAUAGUGCAUUUGAAACGCCACUUUAUGUUUCGAAACCAUCUUUGUUUAGUUUUUGAAAUGCUGUCCUAUAAUCUCUAUGAUUUGCUGAGGAACACCAACUUCCGAGGGGUCUCUUUGAACCUAACACGAAAGUUUGCACAGCAGAUGUGCACAGCACUGCUUUUCCUUGCGACUCCAGAACUUAGUAUCAUUCACUGUGACCUAAAGCCUGAGAACAUCCUCCUGUGUAACCCCAAACGAAGUGCAAUCAAGAUCGUUGAUUUUGGCAGUUCUUGUCAGUUGGGGCAGAGGAUAUACCAGUAUAUUCAGAGUCGCUUUUAUCGGUCUCCAGAGGUGCUACUGGGAAUGCCUUAUGAUCUUGCUAUCGACAUGUGGUCCCUUGGAUGUAUCUUGGUUGAAAUGCAUACUGGAGAGCCUCUGUUCAGUGGUGCCAAUGAGGUGGACCAGAUGAGUAAGAUAGUGGAAGUCCUGGGCAUCCCGCCUGCUCAUCUCCUCGACCAAGCGCCCAAAGCAAGGAAGUUCUUUGAGAAGUCGCCCGAUGGCACUUGGAACUUAAAGAAGACCAAAGAUGGAAAACGGGAGUACAAACCACCAGGAACCCGGAAACUUCACAAUAUUCUUGGAGUAGAGACAGGAGGGCCUGGCGGACGGCGUGCUGGGGAAUCGGGUCAUACGGUAGCUGACUACUUGAAGUUCAAAGACCUCAUUUUAAGGAUGCUUGAUUAUGACCCCAAAACUCGGAUUCAACCAUAUUAUGCCCUGCAGCACAGUUUCUUCAAGAAAACAGCCGACGAAGGCACAAACACAAGUAACAGUGUGUCCACCAGCCCCGCGAUGGAGCAGUCCCAGUCUUCAGGCACCACCUCCAGCACGUCGUCCAGCUCAGGUGGAUCCUCAGGAACGAGCAACAGUGGGCGAGCCAGAUCAGACCCAACGCACCAGCAUCGGCACAGCGGUGGACACUUCACAGCUGCUGUCCAGGCCAUGGACUGUGAGACACACAGUCCCCAGGUGCGUCAGCAGUUCCCGGCUCCCCUGGGCUGGUCAGGCACUGAAGCUCCUACACAAGUCACUGUUGAAACUCGUCCUGUUCAAGAAACAACCUUUCAUGUAGCCCCUCAGCAGAAUGCACUGCACCAUCACCAUGGAAACAGUUCCCAUCACCACCACCACCACCAUCACCACCACCACCACCAUGGACAGCAAGCCUUGGGUAACCGGACCAGGCCAAGGGUCUACAAUUCUCCAACAAAUAGCUCCUCUACCCAGGAUUCUAUGGAGGUUGGCCACAGUCACCACUCCAUGACAUCCCUGUCUUCCUCAACGACUUCUUCCUCGACAUCUUCCUCCUCUACUGGUAAUCAAGGCAAUCAGGCCUAUCAGAACCGCCCAGUGGCUGCUAAUGCCUUGGACUUUGGACAGAAUGGAGCUAUGGACGUUAACUUGACCGUCUACUCCAAUCCCCGCCAAGAGACUGGCAUAGCUGGGCAUCCAGCAUACCAAUUUUCUGCUAACACAGGCCCUGCACAUUACAUGACUGAAGGACACCUGACGAUGAGGCAAGGGGCUGAUAGAGAAGAGUCUCCCAUGACAGGAGUUUGUGUGCAACAGAGUCCUGUAGCUAGCUCGUGACUACAUUGAAACUUGAGUUUGUUUCUUGUGUGUUUUUAUAGAAGUGGUGUUUUUUUCCCAAAAACAAAGUGCAAAGCUGCUUGAAUCAGAAGGAGAUUAACACACUGAACCGCUACAAGAGGGCAGAGCUGACUUUUUUUAACUUGAAAAGAUUGCAAAGGGACAGUGCAGUUGUUAAGAGCCAUGUCCACCUGUCUUCACGGAGAGCUCCGAGGUGCCCUCUUUUUGCCCCACCUUAACCUGCCGUCUCCCCGUCAUAUGGGUUUGUCUUUCUACCCAACAAAAGUUAAUGUUCAGAUGUUGGUCUUGGUCAUUUGCCAACUAAUUUUAAAAUAAAAAGGCACUGCACAUAAUUUGCAUAAAGGGCCCCAUAAGGGUGGUUUUUUAAAUUUUUUUUUUAUUUUUUGGUUUUUGUUUUGUUUUUUC